UUGGAGUAUAUCUCUUUGCAUCUCUUUGUAUAUUUCUUUUGUUUGCUUUCAUUCAAAGAGGAACAACGCUAACACAUUCUACUUCAUAUACUCGUUCUUCACAAAACUCGAUUCCCAUCUCUCUAGAGUUCUAGACUGCCUUCAAGCUCAAAUUUCAAGCUAAUAUUAUCCAAUUUCUGAAUAAAAUCAAUCCUCGGAAUAACAGAUUAACAGAAAUCAGGGGAUGGUCCACCACCCCCUGAGAUGUUGACUAAUGGACUCAGAAGGAAGGAAGUUUGGAAGAGGUCCAGGUCCAAGAGAGCUUACAGGUGCUGUUGAUCUGAUUACUCAUUAUAAACUGUUAGCACUUUACGAAUUAUUUUGCAAGAAGUCUCUUCCUGUGUCAAUUGCAGACACACACUACCUUCACAAUGUAGUUGGGGACACAGAAAUUAGGAAGGGAGAAGGAAUGCAGUUGGAUCAAUUAAUACAAAAUUCAUCUUAUACAGUAGAUGGAAAUACACGUAUACGACCUUUUGAUUUAGAUUCUCUAAGAGAAGCCUUUCAUCUACGGGAAGCAACCCCUGUUGAGUUACCUUCUGCAGAGAAGGGGAUCCCAACAAUUGCAGGAAAAUCUAAAACUGAUUCAAAAGACAAGGAUAAAAAGCACAAAAAGCAUAAGGACAGGGACAAAGAGAAGGACAAAGACCAUAAGAAGCACAAACACCGUCAUAAAGACAAGGAAAAGGACAAGGACAAGAAGAAGGAUAAAAGUGGGCUUCUGGAUUCUGGUGGUGAACAUUCAAAGAAGCAUCAUGAUAAGAAGAGGAAGCAUGAUGGUGAUGAAGAUGUUAAUGACAUUCAUAGGCAUAAAAAGAGUAAGCACAAGAGCUCAAAAUUAGAUGAGAUGGGUGUAAUAAAGGUUGCUGGGUGAGACGUUUGCUGGUAUUUUGUUCAAUUUUUAUCUCAGUAUUGGGAUUCAAGAAGUCAACAUCUUCUAUGCAAUUAUUUGAGACUGGAACAAAGACUUGGUUACUUUUUGAUUGAUCAGUAAAUUGUCGAAGGCAAGCUUUGUUGCUCAGGGGCUAUAGAGUUCAGGCGAUUUGCGUUGAACUAUUCUAUUUGGUUAGUGCACUAUGCACCCAAUGCUGGCUUAGAAAGACAUCAAGCCACACAGGGCCUGGAAUGCAUUGAGAGUCUUGACAAAAUUGACUAUUUAUCUUUAGCUAUACAACUUUGUUGUCAUUUCUUCUUUGUGCCGAUCUAUUGCUUACUAUAUGUUUUCAUCGGGAUGCUUGUGCUUCUUGUUGGCUACAGAGUCCAUGAUUAUUUGAGGAAUGUGUAGAAGCUGAACUCGUGAAAGAAUGUAUAGAUUGAAGUUUAUAUGGCACAUGGGAAAUUCCCGAAACUUGUCCAAUAUUCUCUUCUUUGUAGAGGUCCAAAUAUGAGCACUUCUAAAUCCAUCUGAGUUAGAAAUUGCAGCUGGUAUGUGGGCAAAGAAGGUUAGGAUAGGUUGAAACUAGAAAGUUCUAAUGUAUUUCUUGUUUCACUCAUUUUUGUUGUUUCCUUCGUUAGGGAGAGUCGGUCAUUUUUGUGAUGCCAAUCGUCCAAAUACGUUGGCAGAAUGUAACAAUAGGUGCUCGUGUAUUAUAUAUAUAUAUAUAUAUAUAUAUAUAUAUAUAUAUAUAUAUAUAUAUAUAUAUAUUAUGCUCAUUUUUUCCCUUAUUUCAAAUUCAAAUAGCUAGCAAAAUGUAAACUCGAUAUUGUAGGUAUGAGUUCUUUGAAGGCUUGCUAGGCGUGAUUAUGGUUUGUGCUAAUUUCUAUGUCGAUUGAUAUUAAUAUCUCUAGAAAGAGAUCAAUCGGUUAUUACAAAUUGGGAGUUUAUAUUUUUUACUGUUAAAUAACGCAUUUGUGUUAUGUAAACAUAAUUUAUUAAUUUGUAAUUUUUAUUUUUACUGACAAUAAGUUCACUUUUGUGUUCGUUCUUCUUAUUUUAUUUUGUUUUUUUUUUUUUUGAAAAUUAUGCCAAAUUGAACUUGCUUUAUUAUUGUAAUAAUGAUUUAAUGUAUCCACUUUUAAUAAAUCGAGAAAUAUGCAGUUUGUAAUUUAGAGGCAAUCCUGCUACAAACGAAGAAAUUUAAAUGUUACCCAAUUAUAUUUUAUAUCCUAUAUAAUCUAAUUGCUUAUCUGUAGUGUUUAAUUGUUAAUUUGAAUGAGAAUAUAUGGGUUAGUUGUUGGAUAAUUAGAGUAAAAAGGUAUAAAAGGUUUGAGUAUACUAAGUAUAGUAAAGUAUAAUAAGUAAAAAUAAUUGGCAGGUAAACGUAGCUUUUUAAUAACUAUUUUAAUUAAAAAACUAAAGUUAACCCUCCUACUUUAUUUCCUAAAAAUUAGGAAAGCUGAUAAGCAUGGGAUUAAGGGCCUAAAAUUGACUUUCCUACUAUUAAGAAGCUAUGAUUAUUUUUAAUAAUUAAAAGCCUACAAAUAAGCCGUCUUGUAGAAUUGACAUGGCCCAAGAAAAUAGCAAUUAAAAUUGAAAC
Messenger RNA from Amaranthus tricolor (Joseph's coat), 2516 nucleotides. Its product is annotated as mediator of RNA polymerase II transcription subunit 19a-like. Gene Ontology annotation, cellular component: mediator complex. Gene Ontology annotation, biological process: positive regulation of transcription by RNA polymerase II. Gene Ontology annotation, molecular function: transcription coregulator activity; transcription factor binding. The coding region runs from base 254 to 913 and encodes 219 amino acids. The record is from RefSeq and is a predicted model, not a curated record. Lineage: Eukaryota; Viridiplantae; Streptophyta; Magnoliopsida; Caryophyllales; Amaranthaceae. The transcript is spliced from 8 exons.